CCCAGACCAGGUAGUUUGCUAGUUUGGGACUAGUGCCUCGCAAUUAGUGACUGACCAUUGUGACCAACGCCUGACGAUCCCGCGACAGAAGCCCCACCAAGGCUUCACCGUGACAAGGUCUAGUCCCAAUUGCCUUUGAUCCUUCCCACACCGCCAAAAGACCCUUGAAAACGCGACAGCACGACGCGAUAAUCAGAAAAUCUUGGCUUUGGCUCCCUCAUCGAGCUAAGCUGAAUUGUUCUGAGAACAGCAGUCUGUCAUCGAGAGGCAGAGCACGUCUACCCUGCCACGACCCAGCCGCGCCGCAUCAACAGCGACCACGAUACAGACAGCGCGAGCGAGUCCACAAACACACGCGCCACUGGGCAUGGACUUCCUCACCCACCAGGCGCUCUCGCGCAUCCUCCCGCCCGACGCCUACGCCUUCGUCCAGACCAACAUCCUCCACCCGCAGUCGCAGUUCCAACUGCUGCUCAAGCAGAGCACCGUGGUCGCGACCAACGCCGUCUCCGCGGCCCUCCCGUACCUCGACCCGCUGAUCGAGCGCGUGUCCGAUGCGCUGCACGACAACUCGGGCGCCGUGGGCGUCGUCGUGGCGCUGGGCGUCAUCACGGCCGUGGUCAUGAUUAUGAACUGGAUCCGGCGGCUGAUGAUGUGGUGGGCGCGCUUCACCAUGGUCCUGGCCUUUUACGCCGCCAUCGUCGUCGUGCUCGCCAUUGCAUGGGAGAGGGGGCCCGCGCGGUCGCUGCGGGACGUCGUGGUGGUCGCGUCCAAGAUUGUGGGCUACCUGGCGUCGUUGCGGGAGGUCUGGGUGCAGGAGUACGACCGCUACGAGAGCCAGGGCAACCCGAGGACGAGGAGGUAGUAACCAGGGAAAGGGGGAAGCUGUCUUUAUUCUUAUUUUUGGUGAAGGGAGGGCGUUGGACGUUGUUUACUGGGACGUGGCUCCAAGAGACGCUGUGUUGAAGGAGGAAACACCGCAGGUGGGAAACUUGGGUACAACAUGCCGGGGUAACAGCACUGCAUUGUGAUCAUGAUAACGACAAACGCGACAAUGAAGGAUAUGAUGUUUUAUCAACGUACAUGAAGA
Molecule: messenger RNA, 1090 nt
Organism: Emericellopsis atlantica
Lineage: Eukaryota; Fungi; Ascomycota; Sordariomycetes; Hypocreales; Bionectriaceae
Exons: 1
Coding region: 368-865 (165 amino acids)
Source: RefSeq, a predicted model, not a curated record